AUGUUGGUGCCCGCAGCACCCUCGCCGUUUCCUCACAGACCUGGUGUCUCGAUGACUUCGUUCCAUCCCCAUUUUGCUGAGGGCGCAGCACCUUUCAGCGAUUCCCCCAUCUUCGAGCCCGACGAGAAGUGGAAGGCCGGCGUACGGAAGCAGAUAGAAGACGAACUUCGGCCCAUCGUCGAGCAGGUGCGCAAUGAGCAUAACAGGAGCCAGAUAUCACGGCAACAGUUCGACGAAAAGAUGGGGCAAAUGCGGGCUCUCGCGCAGCACCAAUUUUCCGAGGCGUUGAUGCGCGAGAGGCAGGAGCGUCUGUGGGCAUCGGGCCAGCAGCCCAGCCAGCCAUGGUUAGAUGUACUGGUACGCGAACAAACGGCUGCUUAUGCGAACGCCCAAGCGAGCGGUGGACGACAACAAGCUGCUUCUCAGACGACAUUCACUCAUGGCGACGAGAAUGUGGCGGGGUCAUCGAAGACUACGAACGCUGUGCAUGAGGACGUGCAUAUCCCUCCAAAUUGGUAUCAAUAUGGCGAGGGGCGUGGUGAGGCGCCGAGGGCUAGUGGAGCGGUCGAUGGGACAUGGUCCCAGCAGGGCACGGAGGCGCCGUAUGAUGGUGUGCCUAGAUGGCAGACUGCAGAAGCGCAGGCAAAGGCGCACACGCGGUCUGCGCCAGAGAUAUGGCGGCCCUCUGGUGCCCCAGCGGAUCAUGACCCGAGGCUCUCGAGGCCGCUCUCGCGCGCGAUUCCUGCGAUAAAACCUCCAGGAACGCCACUGAUGCGGGAACACGUCAGGCUGCAAAGCAUGCCUAGCGAUCACAACAUUCCUUUUGCAAGGCCGGUCAGCAGAGGCUUCCACGAUGACUCCUACUCGAGGGACGGCGACGGGGAGAAUGCGCUCAUGCACGAAAUCAGCAUCGCAAUGGCCAAAGUCGGGGGGAGACCAGAAGAGCCGCCGAAGAUGCCACAGGUCCGACAUCAAGUUCCUACCCAUUUCACCCAAGCACACCAUCUCGCCGCUCGUGCACAGUCCGUGACUCCCAAGCCAGCGGGUGUGCCCGUGGCCACACACCGUGUGGCACCGACGCCACUGCGUGCAGUGGAGAACAUGCACUACGAACAGCCCCCCAUAGCGCAUCGAGCAACGCCCAUGGAAACACAGUUCUCCGCUGCGAUGCAUAGCGCCCUGCGGGCGUCCACCACGACGCCACACCCAGGGCCGCGUCUCGCCCCCUCAAACUCCACGAUGCAGGUGGUCGACCCUCGAACAUUUACGAUCGAUGAUGAUGCCCGCAGUGUCAACUCAGUGUUCCGCCCGCCUCCGCCCCCGUCGCAGGCGCUAUGGUCCGGCCCCAGCGCGCGUGCGGAGGCGGGCAGUGCGGCGGAGAAGCGCCCGACACCGACGUUGGAGGAGCUGGUGCUCAUUGCGUCGGAUGAGGGCGACAGCGACUGGGAGGCGUCCGCGUUCGAGACGGAGGACGUGGAGCGGAUGAUGAAGGAGGAGAUCGGACGCUUCGAGGUGGCACAUGCGCCGGCGCAGGUGCAGGUGCACUUCGAGGAGCCGGUCCGCCCGAAGGAGAAAGAGGAUGAAACUAAGAAAUGGCCGCCUCGACCAACGAUUGUGGAAGAGGUGGUGGAAGAGGUGGAGAAUGUGAAAUGGCCUCCUAAGCCUAGCGUUGUGGAAGAGGUGGUGGAAGAUGAGGAAACUCCGAAGAAGCCUGCAAAGGGCGGGAAGGGCAAGCGGAAAGACGAUGCGAAGAAGAAAGAGCAGGAGACGAAGCAAAAGGCCCAGGAGGCUAAGCGCAAGGAGCAGGAGGCCAAGCAGAAAGAGGAGGCCAGACGUAAGGAGCAAGAGGAGGCCAGACGCAAGGAGCAAGAGGCGAGGCAGAUGGAGCAGGAGGCUCGACGCCUUGAAGAGGAGAAGAGGAGAGAAGAGGAGCAGCGCAAGGCAGAAGAGGCCCGCCGUCGUGAGGCGGAGGUGAGGCAGAUGAUGGAGGAGGCGAAGAAACGUGAGCAGCUGAGGAAACGCGAGGAAGAACUGCGCGAAGCCGAUCGACUAGACCGGGAGCGACUCGAAGCGUUCCGCAGAGAACAGGAGGAGGCCAGGCGCCGACUCGACCAUCGUCAGCGGAAAGAGAGUGUGGGCGUUGUGCCGGAGGCAGCAAAGAAACAGGACGAGCAGGGUCAUGCCAAAAGGGCCGCGGAGAUGGCUAAGAGGGAAGAGGACAUGAAGUGGAAGGAGGAAGAGAUGAGGCGCAGGGAGGAGGAGCUCAAGCGCAAGGAGCUGGAGCUGGCAAAGAGGGAAAGGCAGGAUGAAGUGAAGCGGAAGGAAGAGGAGAAGCGAAAGAAGCCUGGUGCUAUACCUAAGAAGAAAGAGGAUGAGCUGCGCGAUAAAGAGAAGGAGCUGCGCAAGCAAGCGGAGGAGCUUCAUAAGAAAGAAGAAGAGCUUCGAAGACGCGAGGAGGCUUUGAACCGUCGUGCUGAGGAAGUUCUAACUUUUAUGAAAACCGCCCACGAUGAAUUUCGACGAGACUGGCACCGCAUGGGCGGCAUAUUGUCCUCAUCUGCGAUUUGA
Molecule: messenger RNA, 2568 nt
Organism: Fibroporia radiculosa
Lineage: Eukaryota; Fungi; Basidiomycota; Agaricomycetes; Polyporales; Fibroporiaceae
Exons: 3
Coding region: 1-2568 (855 amino acids)
Biological process (GO): microtubule-based movement
Molecular function (GO): microtubule motor activity
Source: RefSeq, a predicted model, not a curated record